AGAUCACACCGGCCACUAACGCAUGACCCGGGCAACACUCCUGCCUCUCCGUGAGCACGAACCUUGCAUGAGGAUUCGGGGGGGACUUUCGCAGGCAACUGCUGCCCGCGGCAUAAAAGUUCUCAUCUCCCCAGCCGCCGCCGCCGCCACAAUUACUGCCGGCGCCUCGGUCCCCCUCCUCUUUCCCGUCCGGCGGCCUCGUCGGCGGCAAGAGGAGUGGGGACCCGUCCGUCUUGUUUUAUUUUUCUUAGGUUUUUGUUUCUCCGGUGGCAUCGACGAGGUGGUGGCGACGAUGGCGUGUUGGAAUAAAGUCUCUCCGGUCUCUCCCUACCUCGACGACUUCCGAUUCGGCGCCGGCGAAGGGCCUGUGAGAGUUUGUGUCCCCAGAUCGGUUGGUUCCCUUCAGAUCUUGGCAGUUGGUGUGUCUUUCAAGGAGUACUUUUGGCUGGCGUUUGGUGUGGCGACCUCGACAUCUUCUUCUGUGUUGUUCUGUGGCUUAACCCGGUUUCUCCAACCCUCUGAUCUGGUGGUGGUGGAUUGCAAGCUUGUUCUGCUUGGGGUGAUGCUCCAGCCGAUGCUGCUUCAACGACUUUUAGAUCUCGUCUCAAGGGGCGAGUGGCUAUUGCGGUCUUCAAAGCCUUGUGUGGCGAGGGCAUUUGCAGGUUUUGCUUUUCUUUGCUGUUGGUUCAGUGCAAUUUUCAAUCACCGGCGGGCAGCGUACAAUCAGAGGAAGAAGAAGACUAAUUUAAGAUGCCCUUUGGGUCAGCUGGAACUGGGCGAGGGCACUGGCUUGGUCUACGUGGGCACGAAGAGAAGUGAUGGUCAGGAUAUAACGAUUUCAAGCGCGAACAUGGGAAUCUGAAUCGUCUCGGUCCAUGGAUCGCAGUUUAUAAAAAUAGUAUAGGAGUACUUUUCAUGGAUCAUGCAUUCUCCAUGACCACCUUGUUUUCGUACAUCCGGCGACAAAGCAAAUAAUAUACUGUCCGCAAACAAGUUGCAUUCGGUC
Molecule: messenger RNA, 1006 nt
Organism: Triticum aestivum (bread wheat)
Lineage: Eukaryota; Viridiplantae; Streptophyta; Magnoliopsida; Poales; Poaceae
Exons: 2
Coding region: 23-862 (279 amino acids)
Source: RefSeq, a predicted model, not a curated record